Molecule: messenger RNA, 2189 nt
Organism: Seriola aureovittata
Lineage: Eukaryota; Metazoa; Chordata; Actinopteri; Carangiformes; Carangidae
Gene: hs3st1l1
Product: heparan sulfate (glucosamine) 3-O-sulfotransferase 1-like1
Exons: 3
Coding region: 859-1800 (313 amino acids)
Molecular function (GO): [heparan sulfate]-glucosamine 3-sulfotransferase activity
Source: RefSeq, a predicted model, not a curated record
UUUUCAUAUAAACAUUUUUAGUCGUUGGGCAUAUUAAUACAAUAGCAUAGGCCUCCCAUUAGAUAUUGCAUUAAGCUAAAAUAAUUCAUUAUGUCACUUUGCCACAGAUGUGCACUAACACAAUAUAUCCAUAGACGUAUGAGUGGCAGUGUAAGUAGCAUUUCCCGCGGAAAGUCGAUGAUUAGAUAGGAUUAGUGUUAAAGUCUGAACUGCAGCUCUGCUAAGGCUGCGGAUUGCAGAGUAUCAGAGAGGAGAACACCUUGCCCUGAUCAUCUGACGGCAGACGGCUCCUCCCCGCUCCCUCCAGUCUGCUAUGCAAGGCAACGGCUAGGGCACAACUCUAUCCGCGUUUCAAUAGCCUACACCGGCUCGCCUGUGUGAGCCAGAGACGGAGUCGAGUUAUCCACUUUGAAUAAUCAAGGACUCCGUUCCCCCAUCUGGUGUCUGCUUUCAGAUGAAUCAGUGAUGAGAGUGGCCAAGAGGAGAGACCGAAGCUUUUCUUCUAUGUGGACCGGCGGUGCGCAGAAGUGCGCUCCAUGCUUCAGCAUCACCAUCAUCAUCCUCCGCUCCUGAGAUCAAAUCAAACCCAAGAGGCGCGCUGAGAUCCUCACCGAACCCCCCGCGCGAGCAGCAGCCCCAUCCUGUCCCAUGGCUAAAAGUGGGCUUUAAUUGAUGUGCUGUGGACUGCCGAUGAUUCCUCCACCUCCUCCAGUUCAAAUUCAAUGGCAGACAAAGACUGCACUUCCCACUGCUCUUGUUACCCCUGAGCUCACUGAGACAGAUCUGGUCCACACCUAAACAACUGUCUGCUAUAUUCGCUUCCGUCUCUGCUCAUUUCCGAUUCUUCAGUCCAUCACCAUGGCUUGUUUUCUGGCAUCAGCCUUUCUUCUGGUUCUCCAGACAUAUGCUGCCCCACCUGAGUUUGUCCAACCAGGAUUUGACAUCACACUGGACCCCAUGGAUCUUGAUUCUGGACUACCAUCUAAUGUCUCUGGAGACGUGCCCUCAUCUCCUCCCCCAGGAACUAGUAAAAGAGCUCCACAUAGUAUCAUUAUUGGGGUACGCAAAGGGGGCACAAGAGCACUGUUGGAGAUGCUAGACAUACAUCCUGAGGUUGCUGCUGCUGCCACCGAGGUGCACUUCUUUGACUGGGACGAGAACUAUGCCAAGGGCUUUGAGUGGUACCGUGAGUUGAUGCCCUACUCUUAUCCACACCAGAUCACAGUGGAGAAAACUCCUGGCUACUUCACGUCAGCCCUCGCACCAGAACGCAUCUGUGCCAUGAACUCUUCCAUAAAGCUGCUAUUGAUCCUGCGAGACCCGGCAGAGCGGGUCAUCUCUGACUACACCCAGGUGUACUUCAACCGGCUGGAGAACCACAAGCCGGUGCAAGCCAUUGAGAACCUGCUAGUGCGCAACGGAGCCCUAAAUAUCCGGUACAAGGCCAUUCAGAGGAGCCUCUAUGACAUCCACAUGCGCAACUGGCUGCGUCACUUCCCCCUGGAACAAAUACACAUCGUAGAUGGGGACGCUCUGAUCCACGACCCCCUGCCAGAGCUUCAGAAGGUGGAGCGCUUCCUUAACUUGCCCCCCAGGAUAGUGUCCUCCAACUUCUACUUCAACCAGACCAAGGGCUUUUACUGCAUCCGAAGUGACGGUCGAGAGCGAUGUCUGCAUGAGUCUAAGGGACGUCCUCACCCAGCCGUCAACAGCACCGUCCUCCAACAGCUCCGCUCCUACCUACAGGAACACAACCGAACCUUCUUCAGGCUGGUGAAGCGCACCUUCGACUGGCAAUAAGAAACCCUGAUUACAAAUCGGACUCAAAGGAGCCGCCACCUUGUCUGUGAUGAGGACAAAAGGGGAGCAUAAAGCACUUUACAGAACUGACACUCAGCGCCCCUUUGAAUAGCCUCUUUAUAACUACUGUUGUGAUCUCUGGUGUCCACAGGGCAGUUAUAUUUACACGAUAAGGCAAAAAAAAAUAUGAGAAACUGUAACUAGAGGUGUAAAAUUAAAUGGAAGAAUCUCCAAGCUUAAUAAAUCAUUUUCUCUGUGCUGGAAGCGUUUAAGUGAUCAAAUUGCAGCGAAAACAAGUUUAUGAAACCGAUGAACUUUUUUUCCUCUCUCUUGUUUGAUAUUCUUGGUCUUGAUAAUAAAUUGUUCUGCUUUCAAAUGUAACACAAAAA